UCUGUGGCUUCCACAGGACUGUAAUAAGCCUGUCUCCCUACCGGCGUGUCUCUCUGCCUGUGCACUCAUUGCGCAUCACCGGAUUCGUCCACAAGCUGCUAGCUUGACAGCUGUGAGUACUGACAAUAGCCAUGGUCAUUGUUUACGAACAUAAUGAUCAUUUGGAGGGGGAGUGUCUUUGGAGGCAGGCCUGAAGGGCCGGGCUGUCAGUGUUUUUUUUUGCUAGGUUUAGGGACUUUUGGAGCUUUUGGACUCUUAUAGUCCCUGCGAAGUGGAUUUGUUGCCUGAAAGACAAAUCAACCCUCAGACUUUUCUUACUCGGACCGCCAUCUCCACCAUACGUGGAAUUAUUCUGCUUUCCCCGUUUGGGAAAUAGGAUCCAAGUCAACAGAGAAGCUGCGAUAACUGAAAUGCAGUUUAUUUUCCUAGCUAUGCAUCUGCAAAUUACCCUUGUGCCUCUUACACUUUAUACUGUAUGUGCUUGAUGUUUCGCCCACCGUUGCGUUCACUCCCGAUCUCAACACCAGGCUCUUUUUCUAUUUCUCCCCUUCAGCCCUCCUCCCCGCUCACUCUAGCCCUCUACAUUUCCUGGUGACUUUAUCAGGCCCAUUUCAAAUGGGAUUGGGACUCAAUUUGCCAUGCUUCACGUCACUUUGCCAGAAAAUUCCUCACUUGAUACAGACCCGUCAUAAAACUGCAGAAUGCGUAAAAUACGAUUUGUCAAAACUUUCCCCCCCUCUUGCUAUUUGUCAUUUCCCAAAUGUUUUUUGUGAGAGAUUCGGCGCGGUGGCAUUGGGCAGAUGGAGGUGUCCAUCAAAAAAAAAGGUACUCGUUGCAUUGGUGUUGAGGCGGGUAGGUGGUUUCACAGCAGCAAGUGACAGCACCUAUUAAUUUGGCCAUUUAAUUUUAAGUCCAACGGCGUCAAGCUCCAGCACCUUCAAUCUCUUCCUGUCAUUCAAAACAAGCCUCUAUAGCCAGUGGCCACACACACACACACACACACACACACACACACAUAUAUAGAAGAAGCGAAAAGGCUUUUAAUGUGAAGCUGAAACCUAGGCUGGCACUGAGAAUGUGAGACUUAUACCCUACCGCAUUUUAAAUUGGUGCUGUGACAUCCCGGCAAUACUUAGGGACAGAUGUACAGGUGUGUAAAACGACUGCAGCUGCAAAUUGGGUUCUCUUGUCAUAAAGUAGAAGUCCAACAGACCCAAGUAUCCCGGGUAAUGGCCAGAUAGAUCCUCACCCUCUGUGAAGCUCGGGAUUGAAGGUGGAGGUUGAUGAUAGUAUUCUCAGUGAGAAACGGACCACAGCAGAGAAAUGUGACACCACGGUAUGAAUUCAUGAGUUCUCGCUCUUUUAUUUAUUUAUUUUUCUCUCUCACCUGAACCUUUGAUCCCACUGUGAACGCCUGCUCCCUUCACAGCUUCAACAGGAGGAUUCCUCUUAUUAUGCGAGGUCAAACUUGCCUUUUACCAAACGUAUAGUUCCCCUCUCUUUUCUAUCUUUUAAGUUUCCCUGGUGGAUUAAUUAACUCAAGUAGUAUGUGUGCAUUUAAAAGGCCAGAGUGUAGGAUUUAGUUGUUUUUUUCCAUUGGUUGCAAUCUGCAACAUCACCACUAGAUGGCAUCAAAUCUUACACACCGUCCCUGUAAUGAGAGAGGCGACACCAUAUGACUUCCCUUAUUUAUUUUUUUAUUUAUUUUAAGGAGCAGUUCACCCAAGCACCCACAGUCUGGGUUUCAUUUGUCCAGACUGCACCCAUCCACCACAGUCCUGUCCGCCCUGAGAGGGCAUCUAACUAUUAAUAUUAUAUUAAUUGUUCCGAGGGUUUAGUAUAAUAAAUGCCCAUGUGUCUGUGAAUGACAGCAGCCAAACCCUUGAAAAGUAGCGAUGCAAUAUUCUUGUCCUGUGCAUCCUAACAUUGUUGUACCAGACCCGCAUAACUUGAUUUCAUUUUAAAAUGCCAGUCGAGUAUAAUUAGGACGUCAUGAAUAUCGCCACUUACUGGAAUAGUGCAAACAUAAGAAACAUGGAUUCUUGGUUUGGAAUAUUUCACUCAGUGUAAACAUAAUAAUAAUUCAAAGAGUUGGAACAGACAGAUAAACGGUGUGGAAUAAGAUGACUUAAAGCUACUUGUGGUGUAGUUAAAGCAAAUACAGCAUGCUUUCUUUCAACUUGGUUGAAAUGAGCCUUUAAAUCUUGUUCUCCUUAAAUCAUCAGCAUUUUUCUGACGCCGCCGACAUCAAAGAUAUCGAUCCUCUGGUUUAACUCAUGUAACUUAAUGCUUGUCAGGAUGAUUGACCGCCUCCCUUCAGCCACAUUAAUUGCUGUCUGGCUGCCCCAUAACUUCAAAUCUGCCGGCAGUAGCACAACUUCUACUGCAGCCAGUGACCCGACAGCUCCGUCUGCUACCUCUCUGUGGCAGCUUCCUCCGCACCACCUUCAAUUCAUGAUGGAGGAAAGGAUUUAGUGACCGCCGCCUCCGAAGUAGUUCCUGUCCUGGGAGGCACACGGGGCUUGAAGAGUACAGCUCUGGCACAGCGGCGUGACGUGAGAAACCGUCACAACACGUGAACGGAAAGAGAUGCACUUGACUCAUGGCCGUGCGUACAAUUUUAGCAUGACAUUUGCAACACUGAUGUUUUUUGUUCAGCAGCACAGCGAUCUUUUUUUACUCAGAAGUAAAUACACACAAAUGAAGCUGCAUUCAUCCACCAGAUGGCAGCCUUUGUCCACUGCUCCGAAUUGAACUACUGGAUAUCUGAGUGUGUUUGAGUUGUAGUUAUUGUCUCUUACUAUUACUAUUACAUGGCAACACAAUGAGAACUGUGUGCAAACAACAUUCAGCUGGAGAUAUUCUGAAUUCUCUGUUUGUCCUGUUUUGAGAUCAGGUGCUUCUGUAUGAAGUGCAUAGUGGUUGUUGUCAGUAUGCCCACUUCUUCUGCUGCCUUUGUCCUCUGGAGGUCGGCCCCACUCGGCUGAUAUCAGCCCGUCCUUCCCCACAAACGGAAGACUCCGGCAGGGAUUAAACCACACAGCUCUUCCCUCUGCAGCUGCAGGGCUGAGGUGCUCAGGCGUCAGAGAUCCUCAGUCUGCUGCAUUUAACUCUUCAUAGGGAAGCAUAGGGAAGAAUCUUGUCUAGUGCUUCCUAUGACCUCAAUCGAUAUGAUGGGGUAAUCUAAUAAGGUGAUUUAGCAGGAGGGCCCAGACAGACCGCACUGCUGGUCCAGGAAGUGAGUUACCUUUUUAUUUUUUACAUUAUUAACAUCAGUUUGAAGAUGUUCACCCACAUAUUCAGUCCACCUUAAAAUGUACUGCAUCAGUACUCUCAGGAUUUUCUGCAGUUUGACGAAUCUUGCUACCCAGCCUUUUUUCCCCUUCUUCUUAAUCACAUCACUACAGUGCCUGGAAAAUUAAAUUGCAUUUGCCAGAGUCUGAGAUGGAUUUGAUGUGCAGAAACACAUGGCAGUAUUUAUUCCCCCUUUCCCUCAUGAAACCUUUCUUGGAAAUCAAUGUUAAAAUAUUUUGCAGAAGCACGGCAGAGCUGGAGUCUGCGCUAUCUGUAUUUGUGGGUUUGCAGCUGAGUAAUCGCACCAUGCAGCGGUAUAGGGUGUGUUUUAAUCUGUUUAGGAAGUCGGCUUGAUUGAAAGGUAAAUCUGAGCAGAUGUGAGAUGUUUGGCUGUAGGUAGGCUGGGGAUGUAUAGGAGGAGGAUCUUUGCUUUAAGCUUCUCCACAAAGUAGCUGCGUCUGUUCCUGGGACGUGUCUGUUAUUUGUGAUGAGUGAAUGACUUGUUCUACGUUUUUAACUCUGAGAGGCUCAACUCCCAGCAUGCUCAGCUUGUUAGGUACACGGAGGCCAUACAACAUCAAAUCACAUUACAAAUUCUGUUGUGUAUAAAAUGACUCUCCUUCUGAUGGGAUUACAAAUACAUAUGAAUGAUGUGGCAUCAGGCCAUCUGGUGACUCCGUCAGCUGUUUUCUUUAUUUUCUUUCUGUCUUUUGAAUGUGUGAAGUAUUAUCAUUUGCCUUGUAUCUGUAUCUGGACUCUAGUCCGUGCUUUAGCAUCAUGCUUUUAAUGUCUGGAAACUCCAAUGUAACAAUAGUUUGCCGUUACUCAUUUCCACACAAAGAUGAAAUGGUUGAUCAACUAUUUUACUAUUUCUUUAAAUUAUUUUAGUCCUUUUUCCAGCAAAAAUGCUGAACACUCAGCAGUUCAAGCUCCUCAUAUAUGAGGAUUUGAUGCUUUUCUUUGUCAUAUUUGACAGUAAACUUUUUUUUAAAUCUUUGGUCAGAUAAAACAAAUAAUUUGAUGACUUCCUCUUGGGUUCUGCAAUUCUAGAUACAUUUUCAAACAAAACAGACAAUGGGAAGAUUAUUGAUGCUGAAGAUAAGCAUCUGUUGCAACCCUAUUCAUGCUGCGCACCAUAUAGCUCAAAGGUUUAAAAUGAAUGGAAGUUUUAAGGUUGCAGCAACACUUCAUUUGGCUCUUCAUUUUAAUUCAUUUUGACCUAUUUACGCCUGACUGCAUGUAUUAUAUAUUGUCCUUACUGUAAAUCCCCACCAGUAACCUACUGAAUUAGUGGAAUUAGGAAAAGAAAACAGCAAGUUACCUUCAAAUGGAAAACAAAUGAGUAUCACUUGUCAUCUGUCACAUGAAACCUGGAGAGAAAAACAAGAUAUUUGUAUUUCCUACAGUUAAUGGUGCAUAAUACCUCUCCUUUAAAAUGUGCCAUGCCUGUCAGUCAACUUUAUCCUCUUUUUCUUUCUCCACAUGGGGGCACUCUUGUUCUCCGCACCACACAUCUGUCGACCCGAACGGAGGCACUGAUGAGACACUAAUAGAGAUACUUGAGCUCCUCUCUAUCUGCAAACUCAUGAUAAGUUUCGACCGCGAACCUCUGAUAUCUGAUCUGUUAAUGUGGCGUUGCGUCGCUCGCAGCUGUUCGGGCACAUCUGCAGAUCUCUGUGCUCAUUUGUAAUGCAAAGACCUAUUAGUCCCCGGACGUUUAUCAGCGGUCACUUUCUUUCCUGCCACGAGGGAAGGGGAAGAGGGAGUUGGGAUCUCACUGAGGCUGGCUUUCUCCGUUUUACGGGUCCGGAUCCUGACAGCUUUUACCGGUCUCUCCAGUAACCCGCACUCCGUUGUUUUUAUUUUAUUUUUUGCAUCACGUUGUGAAAGUGUGGAAGCCGCGUCGCUGCAGCAUCGGUGAAAGCCGACCAGCGAGCCUGUAAGUACGUGAUCUGAAUCCUGAACACAGCUUGGAGUCUUUGUUUUUCUCCAGCUGAACUAGAGCAUCGUCUAAUCGCACUACCUCAUCCCGUCCUCAUUGACCUCCUCUGACUUGGACUUUUUUUGUUGUUGCAUUUAUUGAGAGACUUUUUUUGUGUGACAAACAGUCAACAUGGCGUCACUGUAUCAGAGAUUAACCGGCAAGAUCGACACAAACAAAUCCUUCCCCAACCCUCCGGAGGAGAGCCAUCUCCUCGGGCAAGGUGUGGACGGGGAGAGGGCGGCGGAGAGCCAGCGACCCCGGCUUCAGUACCGCCAGCAGUGCGAGGACGAGGACGAGCUGGUGGGCAGUAACCCUCCGCAGAGGAACUGGAAGGGAAUAGCGAUCGCCCUCCUUGUCAUUCUGGUCAUCUGCUCGCUGAUCGUCACCUCCGUCAUCCUGUUGACACCAGGUGAAGAUGACCAGCUGGCCCUCAAGAGCAAGGUGACUGUUGCAGACCUCUUCAGAAAAGACUUCAAGGUUCACGACCCUAACGCCAAAUGGAUAAGCAGUAAUGAGCUACUAUACCGUAAUCGUGAAGGCGACGUCGUCAAGUUCAACGUCGACACUGACGAAAAGACCAUCUUGGUGCAUAACAAGAAGUUUGAAAUGUACAAAGCCAGCAAGUACGAGGUGUCUCCUGACAUGAAGCAUGUGCUGCUGGCCUACAACGUUGCACCGGUGUACCAGCACUCCUACACGGCCUUCUACAUCAUCUGCAGUCUGGAUACUCCGGCGACGUGGAACUUGAACCCUCCAGAGGUCAGAAAUGCUCAGCUGCAGUACGCGGGCUGGGGACCCCAAGACCAGCAACUGAUCUUCGUUUUUGAGAACAACAUCUAUUAUCGCUCCAGGGUUGACAACCGCUCCAUUCGUCUGGUGUCGACUGGCAAGGAGGGCGUCAUCUUCAAUGGGCUCAGUGAUUGGCUGUAUGAAGAGGAGAUCUUCCAGUCCCACGUUGCCCAUUGGUGGUCUCCAGAUGGUGCCAGGUUAGCGUACGCCACCAUCAAUGACACCCUGGUGCCCAGAAUGGAGCUGCCCAUGUUUACGGGCUCACCGUACCCAAUGGGGAAAGAGUACCACUACCCGAAGGCCGGUGAGGAGAACCCAGUCAUCACUCUGUAUGUUGUGAACCUUAACGGCCCUCUUCACACCAUCGAGAUGAGGAGACCCGACGAUCCCAGGAUGGGUGAGUAUUACGUGACCAUGGUGAAAUGGGCCACCACCACCAAACUGGCCAUCAACUGGCUGAACAGAGCCCAGAACAUCUCUAUACUCACACUGUGUGAGGCCACAACGGGGGUCUGCACAAAGAAACAUGAGGAUGAAAGUGAAGGAUGGCUGCACAGACAGAAUGAGAAGCCUCUGUUUUCCAAAGAUGGGCUGAAGCUGUUCUUCACCCGUGCCAUUCCACAAGGAGGCAGGGGCAAGUUCUUCCACAUCUCCAUGUCCAUCUCCCAACCCAACACCAGUACUGACACACUGCAGUCCAUCACAUCUGGAGACUGGGAUGUCACCCAAGUCCUGGCCUACAAUGAGGACAGCCAAUUGAUAUACUUUUUGAGCACUGAGGACGGUCCAAAGCGAAGACAUUUGUACAGCGCGGACACCUUUGGUUCCUUCAACCGCCGCUGUCUGUCCUGCGCGUUGUCCGACAGCUGUGACUACAUCAGCGGCUCCUUCAGUCACAACAUGAGCUAUUUCCUGCUCAACUGCCAAGGACGGGACAUCCCAUUCGUAGCCGUCUACAAGACACAGAGAGACGUGGAGAGUGAGACGCAAGACAGGGAGAGCAUCGCAGAAGUGCAUAAACUGGAGAGCAAUGAGAACCUGAGGCUGAUCCUGGACUCCAUGCAGAUGCCCACCGUGGAGUACAAGGAGAUCAACAAGGAUGACUACACCUUGUCAAUGCAGAUCCUCAAACCCGCCGGCUUCGUGGACACAGCACACUACCCGCUGCUCCUGCUCGUCGAUGGGACACCUGGUGGUCAGAUGGUGGCAGAGCAGUUCCACAUGGACUGGGCCACAGUGCUGGUGAGCAGCUUCGGCGCUAUCGUGGUGCGCUGUGACGGACGAGGCAGCGGCUUCCAGGGUACCAACCUGCUGCACCGGAUCCAGAAGAAACUGGGGGUGUACGAGGAAGAGGAUCAGAGGGAAGCACUCAAUUUUAUUUUGAAAGAGUCCUACGUUGACAAAACCAGAGUUGGAGCUUUUGGGAAGGUGUAUGGAGGCUAUGUGACCAGCCUGUUGGUCAGUGGCGUGGAAUCCUCUGUGAAGUGUGGCGCUGUUCUCUCACCCAUCACCGACUUUGAACUAUACGCAUCUGCGUUUUCAGAAAGAUACCUUGGGCUGCCUAAACCUGAUCCAAGGGCAUACACGAUGGCAAAUUUAGCACACAGAGCAUCUCAGUUCAUGGAUAAGAAGUUCCUUAUUAUUCAUCCAACAGCUGAUGAAAAGGUCCAUUUCCAACAUACAGCGAAAUUCAUCGCCCAGCUCAUCAAUGAGAAGGCCAACUAUACCUUACAGAUCUACCCAGAUGAAGGUCACUUCAUUCACAGUGAAGCAACCAGGCAACACCUCAGCCAGUCCCUGGUGAACUUCUUCGAGGAAUGCUUCAGGCUACCAGAACGAGUGUUUGAGGAGGCCCUGGAGGAGGAGAGCGAAGAAGAGGGUUAGCUUGGCCCCCUGAGGCUUGUGUGCCCUACAUCCUUCCCACCCAUACGUUCGCCUUCCUAACCUCCAUCCUGUCCCGUGCCCAAGCACAACACUGACAUACAGUUGUACAAAAUGUGCAACUCUCGUCUGUUCUUGCUCAAUUUGCAUUUGGACUCCCCGUGUCGGCAUGCUGAACCUGAGACUGGCUUUGCAGCAGACGACGGAUCUAGUCCUACAUCCAUCUUUCACACCUUCUGCCCAGAGUUCAAAUCCAACAGCCCUCCAGAGAGCCAACAAAGACUGGUGACCUGACGUGAUGUUGUGGAGUAUUCUGAUUGAUUUAACAGGGAGCAGUCUCCUUCACAGCCAGAUGGACCAGCUCCUUAAAAAGCAGAGACAAAGCAUCAGCUUUCACACAAACUUCCAAGCUGUGAGGAGAAGGAACACCUUAUAACACAUAACUCAUGGGCUUGUAUAUCAAUGAAAAUCAGACGCCUGGUGAAGAACACUGGUCGACAGUGUUCGCGAUGGUUGUCUGAAAUUGUGCCGAUACAGGAAAUGUUACUAUUUUUAAAGUUGUGAAGAACCUUCAUGUUGGACUGUGGUUGUGUCUAUUGUUCUUACAGUAUGUAAAAUAGCACACAAACAUUCACUCGGCAAUUAUGGACAUAUUUUCUUUUGGUAUUCAUGUUUUUUCCCGAUGUUCAUCUCGUAGCCUACAUUUCUGUAUAUCAGCGAUGCUCACAGAAUUCACUUACUUAGACUAAAUGCGCCAUGGGUUCCUUAAUGAUCAUUCGAGACAGUUUUAUUGUGACGUUCCAGUUUUAUCAAAUGUUUGUCAAAGAACAAAAGCAUUAACUUGUUUUAGUCACUGUGCCUUACUUUGUCAGAAAAAAUCCUGCAGCUGCUAACAAACGAGGCCAAUUUUGUAGGAAUUGUUUGAUUUUGGGAAAUAAACUUAAUAGCUUAGCUUCUUAUUGAGAAAUUUGGUUCCACUCUCAUAUUGGGUCAUUAAAUAUGAAGCUAGCUUAGCCUAGCAUAAAGACUGGAAGCAAGGGGAAACAGCUAGCCUGGCUCUGUCCACUAGCCAGGGUAGUUGCUUCCCCCGCUACUAGUUUUUAUGUUCAAUGUUUUUAUCAAAGCCGAAGCAAGAAAGCAAAUAAGCAUAAUUCCCAAAAUAGCAGCUGUUAUAAAUAUAUAGCUUGAAAAAGAUUAUUAUUUUGAAAAAAGUAGCUUUGCUACUUUCAACAGCUAAUACUUGAUUGGGAAGCUGUAGGGAGUUUGAGGUUUCAUAGAACAAUAUCCUGGAAAUAUGCCCAACGAUGACUACGCUAAAAUGUACAGAAUCUGCAUGCAUCAUGUUUAAGGUGAAGAAAGUAGGUGAAGAAAACGCUGUGUCAUUUAAAUCAGCAAAUACAUUAUUCAAAGUUGAAGGCAAGAAGCUAUUAGGAUUAGUGUUACACCCUGCAAAAUUAUGCACUUGUAUAUAAGGGGGAAACAUUUUUAAAUGAAGUAAUGCAAACAUGGCAUACGAAAUAAUGAAUUCUUGAGGCACAUGUGUCAUUUUAUUUUUUAUUAUUUGAAUGACCAUUUGUAUUACGUUUCAGUGCAUGUUAAGAGGUUAUUUGCAGCACUAUCCCUGAUAGCUCAGCUCCACGUGGUCAUUUUGACAUCUUGAAUGUUCCUUACUGGAUUGCAUAAAUUACAUUUCCAGUAGUAUUGUGAUUGAGAUCCCAGUCUCGUCAGCUUGAUGUGUAAAUGUUAUUCAGAUAUCAUUUUAUUCUAAAUAGAAAAAAGAAACAAUAUGUGUCGAGUGUUAUUUGUGCAUAAAGCAUUUUGGAAGUUA
This is a messenger RNA of Anarrhichthys ocellatus (wolf-eel), 9776 nucleotides long. RefSeq names its product dipeptidyl-peptidase 6a (gene dpp6a). Gene Ontology annotation, molecular function: potassium channel regulator activity; serine-type peptidase activity. NCBI's taxonomy places the organism in Eukaryota, Metazoa, Chordata, Actinopteri, Perciformes, Anarhichadidae. Gene Ontology annotation, biological process: regulation of potassium ion transmembrane transport; proteolysis. Gene Ontology annotation, cellular component: plasma membrane; voltage-gated potassium channel complex. The coding region runs from base 5408 to 7951 and encodes 847 amino acids. The record is from RefSeq and is a predicted model, not a curated record. The transcript is spliced from 26 exons.